AUGCCAGGGUCAGAAGGAGAGGGAAUGGCACCACUAAACAACCCCUCAGGGGCCACCGGGCGAAGUUGGUUGAGCGGCAGACCUAGGCCAUGGCGAAAAGUCAACCUAUCUCGACGACAGGAUAAUGGAGGUGACGGCGGGAACGAUGGUGGGCGCGGCCGCUUUGGUAACAACGGCGGCAAUGGCGAUAAUAACGACAGAGGAGGAGGGUUUUUUCGGGGCGGGCAGAAAGGCGACGAUAAUGGCGGGGGUGGGGGAUUCGGCUUUGGCAGCGGUAACGGCGGUGGUAACGGCAACGGUUUCGGCAACGGCUUUGGCAAUGGCUUUGGAAAUGGGAGGGGAGGCGGGGACGGGAACCGCUUUGGCAACGGCAACGGCAACAACGAUAAAGAUGAUGACGACAAUGAUGGUGGCGAUAGGAGUAGAAACAGGUUUGGCGACGGCAACGGCAGAGGCGGGAAUGGUUUUGGCUUCGGCAACCGUUUCGGCGAUGGCGACCGCGGGAGAGGGAACAACAGGGGAGGGGGAGGCUUUGGGAGAAAUAGGGACGGCAAUGACGGCGACGGCAAUACCAGUUCAGAGUCCGGUUCUGUUGAAACACCACAAUCAACGGAUCCACCCUCGGAAUCGCCGUCACCGACAUCAGAAUCGGAAUCAGCACUACCAGAACCGACAUCAGAAUCAGCAUCAGGGGCACCAGGGGAAUCACCGCAACCAACUCCACCCCCCGAGCCUAUCCCAUCCUCGACCGAGCCUGUCCCGGCAACAGAAGUAUCGAGCGAUUUUAACCAAGGUGUAAUCUUACUGCAGUCUGCUGUAACGGGGAGUCCAACCGCUGAGGCAGACCCGACUGUUACCCAGUUCAUCCCCAUAAUGCCAGUCAACGACGUAGCAGGCUCUGGGUCAACCGAGCUUGUCGAGUCCGAGACUGAGCCGCCAGUCUCGGGACCUCUGCCAACGACGAUGCCUAACUCUCCCCCAACCGGAGGGCCAAUGGACAACAACAUCGCGAAUGGAAACGGCAGAGGCGGGGAUGGUGCAGGUAAUAGACUUGAGUUGGCACAGUCUGGUAUGGACCCGACGGCCGAGCGUAUCCUGAUUUCGUCGAAAAGAGCUGAUCAGGCUGGUGGCCGCGGUGGACUUUCGAGAAAAGUUAGCUCCAAGUUCCCCUUCUUUGGGCGACGGGGCUGGCGAAACUUGGAGGACUCGACGACAAGCCGAUCCCCACCACCCAGCUACCGCGAGAAGACAGGCAGUGUGGGUUUUGCAUCAGGGGAGGGCUUCUAUGAGCCGGAAAAGGUGCAAACCCAGCAGCCCCCGCAACAACCGUGGCCCCAAAGUACCUCAGAGACUAUGAUACUCUCAGGACAUGGCUCAACGCACUCUGGUAUCAUGUACCAGCCGCCACCCAAUCCUAGAGAUACAUGCACGGCCGCCAACCGCCCCCACAUCACGCUUAUGACCAAUAUACCGGCGGCAUACUCACAUCAACCCCAAGGGUCCUUUAGUUCCACGAAUGCGGCCCAGUUCGGCACCAUAAUGACACCCGAGAGCACAGCGAGCCCCAUGCACUCCGGGGUCUCGCCGGCCUCGUACUACAACCAACCCCUCCUUGCCCAGCAGUUCACCGCGCCCUACAACCCCCUCUACCGACAGCCCAGCCGGACCAUCAGCGAAAUCUCUUCCCUCUCCUCCGGUUUCGGAGACGGCGACAUCAUCGUCAGAGACCCGAUGAUCACCCCUCCCGCGCCGACCGCCGUCCCCGGCUCGUCGCCAACCAACAGCCCCCAGCAGCACCCACCCCAGCUUCCGCAGCCGCAAUACACAACCCGCUUCUCCUGGAUGUCCCAACCCAAGGGGCCAACACACACAGCCCACCCAACUUCAACAAUAGCAGCAACCGGGACACCACCGACAGCAACAGGCGGCCCAACCCCAACGAACGCCCCAACACGACAGGACAGCACCGCCAGUAGUAGCACUAGCGGCCGGCGCGAGACGGUCUACACGGAGACGAGCGAGGACCAGCCGGCGCGGUUCCGCAGCGUCACGUCGUGGGUCGACCAGCAGACGGGGCGCAUCAAGCGUGUGCAGCAGAGAGGAGUGGCAACUGAGGUGUCUGUGGGUGCGGCUGGGGAUGGGGCUGGGAAUGGGAAUGGGGGUGGUGGGGGAGGGGGUGCACAGGUGCCCGGGGACCCCGGGAUUCCGGGGAUACAUAACCCGCCGAGGGAGCAGAGCUUUGGGAUGAUGAUGGAUGAUGAGGAGAGGCCGAGGAGGGUGGAGGAGGUUGUUGUUGGUGGUGGUGGUGGUGGUGAUGGUGGGUUGGGGGCCGCGGUGAGAAUGGGUUAG
Chaetomium globosum CBS 148.51 is the source of this 2349-nucleotide messenger RNA. RefSeq lists its product as uncharacterized. The transcript is spliced from 3 exons. NCBI's taxonomy places the organism in Eukaryota, Fungi, Ascomycota, Sordariomycetes, Sordariales, Chaetomiaceae. The coding region runs from base 1 to 2349 and encodes 782 amino acids. The record is from RefSeq and is a predicted model, not a curated record.